AUGUCCUGUCCUACACCAUCAUUGCUCGUGGCUGCUUCCAAAGCCGAUGUUCCUUCCAUCUUGUGCCCUCCGAUUGCAUUGAUGGCAGAAGCAGCUCUGAAAGAUCACGGUGCGGUUUCAAUUGCACUCAGUGGAGGAUCCUUGCCUUCCUUUUUGGCCUCUCUUCCACAAGCAUUUAGUGAUCAUGAGACAGCUUGCUGGGAUAAAUGGCACGUAUUUUUGGCGGACGAACGUUGUGUUUCGGAGGAUCAUGAGGAUUCCAAUACCAAAGCCUUGAAGGAGAAAUUCUUGUCCCAGGUUCCCAUUCCAGCAUCGCAAAUUUACAAAAUCAAUCAAUCCUACGUGUCAACAAAAGCAGAUGGAUCUUCUGAUAGUGCCGCAAUUGCCAAGGAUUAUCAAGAUAUCUUGGUGUCAGCGUUGAAAACAUAUACCAAUGGAAGAUUGGACAUUGCCAUCUUGGGAUUUGGCCCCGACGGACAUACGUGUUCACUCUUUCCUGAUCAUGCCUUGAUUCAACCCAACCAACCAUCUGAUAUUUGGGUUGCUCCCGUUGACGACUCGCCAAAACCACCACCCCAACGAAUUACUCUGACCUUGCCGGUACUGACGCAGAAAACGGACCACAUUAUCGUAUGUGGAGCUGGCGGCAGCAAGCAGCCCAUUGUCUCAAAAGUAUUUACCUCUAUCAGUAACAAGGUUGAAAAGGAUGGCAACUUUCAAUAUGAAGGUACCAUGGCCCAACCUCCGCCGUUUCCAUGUGCCAUGGUCAUGCCACAAACAUCAUUAACUUGGGUAUUGGAUAAGGAUGCCUUGGGAGAAGAAUCAUUGAUCGGCGAAGACAAGCUUUAA
Molecule: messenger RNA, 849 nt
Organism: Cylindrotheca closterium
Lineage: Eukaryota; Bacillariophyta; Bacillariophyceae; Bacillariales; Bacillariaceae
Source: the annotation of a GenBank genome assembly